Gambusia affinis (western mosquitofish) is the source of this 1172-nucleotide messenger RNA. RefSeq names its product ataxin 3 (gene atxn3). NCBI's taxonomy places the organism in Eukaryota, Metazoa, Chordata, Actinopteri, Cyprinodontiformes, Poeciliidae. The transcript has 11 exons. Gene Ontology annotation, biological process: protein deubiquitination. Gene Ontology annotation, molecular function: cysteine-type deubiquitinase activity. Gene Ontology annotation, cellular component: nucleus. The coding region runs from base 66 to 1091 and encodes 341 amino acids. The record is from RefSeq and is a predicted model, not a curated record.
CGCCAGUAAAGAUUGUCUCUUGUCGCUGAGCUGAUGAAUGCGGAAGAGGUGGAGGUCAGAGUUGAAUGUUUGACAGAAAGCUGAAUAUGGAUUCCAUAUUUCAUGAGAAACAAGAGGGCUCCCUAUGUGCCCAGCACUGCCUGAACAAUCUCCUGCAGGGGGAGUACUUCACCCCCGUGGAUCUGUCCUCCAUUGCUCACCAGCUGGAUGAAGAGGAGAGGAUGAGGAUGGCAGAGGGCGGCAUGGCCAGUGAGGAGUACCGGACGUUUUUACAGCAACCCUCAGGGAACAUGGAUGACAGUGGAUUCUUCUCGAUACAAGUUAUUAGCAAUGCUCUGCGGGUGUGGGGGUUGGAGCUGAUCCUUUUUAACAGUCCAGAGUACCAGAGGCUGAUGAUAAACCCGAUAAAUGAAAAAGCUUUCAUUUGCAACUAUAAGGAGCACUGGUUUACCAUACGCAAACUGGGACAGCAGUGGUUCAACCUGAAUUCCCUCCUGACUGGACCGGAGUUGAUAUCGGACACGUAUUUAGCCCUUUUCCUCGCACAGCUGCAACAGGAAGGUUAUUCCAUAUUUGUAAUCCGGGGAAAUCUCCCAGAGUGCGAGGCGGAGCAGAUCCUGGGGAUCAUGCGGGUCCACCAGCAGCAGCGGCCCAGACUCAUCGGGGAGGACGAGGCCCAGACCAGCAUGGGCAGGACGUCGGCCUCUCAGACGCAGCCGGACGUGGGUUUUGUUGUGGAGGACGAGGAUGAGGAGCUGAAGAGAGCUCUGGCUCUCAGCAGGCAGGACAUGGAUGUGGAAGACGAAGAGGCCGACGUUCGGAGAGCCAUUCAGCUCAGCAUGCAGGGAGCCGUGAUGAGCAACUCGUCUUCGGAGUGCGAAGUUUCAGGUGUGAAAUCCAGCAGCGCUGAUGAAGGACAAAAAGUCCAGAGUGAGACGCUGACAGCGGAGGAGCUGAGGAAGAGGAGACAGGCCUACUUUGAACGGCAGCAGCAACAAGCUCAGCCAAACAUUCCCCAACAGCCAGACACAAAUCCAGGAUCAGCAAACACCGGCUCAGAGGAAGACCAACAGCAAGAGUCCAGCCAGUGAAGUUGUGGAAAGUCUGUGUUGUUUACCAGCGGCCUGGACUGGAACCCCUGCCUGGGGGUGGCUUCACUCCCUCCUCUAACC